CACCUGGGCCCGCGUCUCUCACCGUCUGCCGUUGUUCGAAGCAUUGCAGUGAGAGCGUCAGAGCGGCGGCCUCACGCGAUCCAUCACUACCGUCGUCCCUCACGAGAUCAGAUAAGGAGGAAAAACCACCGAAGAACGCCAACCAAAGACCAUCGCCAACAGAAGACCCCCUCUCCCUCCUACUGCCAGCCACACGACGCACAGAAGAAGAUAUCAUCGUCGGAUGACCGCAGUAGCUAAUAGUACAUCCAGGAUGCUAGUACCACCGGACAUGUUAACGGCGCAAACGAAAAUGGUUUACCAAUUGAACAAGUACUACACGGAGAAGGUGCAGGCGCGAAAACUGCAGGUCAGCAAGACCAUACAAGAGGUGUGCCGCGUUGUGCAGGACGUGCUGAAGGAAGUCGAAGUGCAGGAACCGAGAUUCAUCUCUUCGCUGAGUGACUACAACGGGCGAUACGACGGCCUCGAGGUGAUUUCACCGACGGAAUUCGAGGUGGUCAUCUACCUGAAUCAGAUGGGAGUGCUGAACUUCGUGGAUGACGGCACGUUGCCCGGCUGCGCCGUGUUGAAGCUAAGCGACGGGCGUAAACGUUCAAUGUCUUUGUGGGUGGAAUUCAUCACAGCCUCUGGCUACCUGUCAGCGCGGAAGAUGCGCUCUAGGUUUCAAACUCUGGUGGCACAAGCCUGUGACAAGUGUUCCUACAGAGACUCAGUGAAGAUGAUUGCGGACACGACCGAAGUGAAGUUGAGAAUCCGUGAGCGUUUCAUAGUGCAAAUAACUCCGGCCUUCAAAUGCGCCGGCCUCUGGCCCCGCUCCGCCGCCCACUGGCCCUUACCACAGAUACCUUGGCCACAUCCGAACCUCGUCGUCGAAGUGAAGACCGAAGGAUUCGAUUUACUUUCCAAAGAGUGCAUCGCGCUGCAGGGCAAGCAAUCAGCGAUGGAGGGCGACGCCUGGGCCCUUUCCUUUCUCGAAGCCGAGAACCGACUACUCCAAGGAGGAUGCAGGAAACGGUGCCUAAGUAUACUGAAGACCUUGAGAGAUCGUCACCUGGACCUUCCAGGAAACCCGGUUACCAGCUACCACAUGAAAAUGCUUCUUCUCUACGAGUGCGAGAAACAUCCGAGGGAGACGGAAUGGGACGAGUCGUGCAUUGCGGAUAGGAUAAACGGCAUCUUCCUCCAGUUAAUCUCUUGCCUGCAAUGCAGACGCUGCCCGCACUACUUCCUCCCUAACCUAGACCUCUUCAAAGGUAAAUCCCCGAGUGCAUUAGAGAACGCAGCCAAACAAGUUUGGAGACUCACGCGAGAGAUGCUAACGAACUCAAGGUGUUUCGAGAAGUUAUAGUAUUAUAGACUAAAAUUAUUUAUUUUGCAACGCGAGUCCUCCACCCGUAAUUUUGUAGUUAACAAACCUAGUUUUAUCAAACGCACAAUUAUCAAAUACGUGUUAGACAAACAAACAAAAAAAAU
This is a messenger RNA of Nicrophorus vespilloides, 1476 nucleotides long. Its product is annotated as protein mab-21. Bases 224 to 1351 code for a protein of 375 amino acids. Lineage: Eukaryota; Metazoa; Arthropoda; Insecta; Coleoptera; Silphidae. The record is from RefSeq and is a predicted model, not a curated record. The transcript has a single exon.